AGAACCCACCUGAUACCAGAGCUCAAGAAAUGUUCUCUCGCACUUUCACCGCCAAAAGGCUUCCUCUUCUCUUCUUCACUCCCAAAGUGAUUCCAUCUGAACCUUUACUUUUUGAAGCCCUCUUCUCCACUCACAUUGUGGGCGACAAACCGAUCCUCGUUCGGGAUUUCAUACAUUCUGCGCUUUACGACGCAAAACAUGGCUACUUCUCUCAAAGAUCGGGGUCAGUUGGCGUGCUCGAGAAAAGCAUUAAGUUCAAUCAGCUCGAAGGUAGAAAAGCUUAUAUGAAAUACCUGGAUGAUAUAUACAAGCGGAGUGACAUAGCAUGGUUUACUCCUGUGGAGCUUUUUAAGCCUUGGUAUGCACAUGGAAUUGCUGAAGCCAUACUGCGAACUACUAAUCUUUCAGUUCCAUUAAAAAUAUAUGAAAUUGGUGGUGGAUCAGGAGCUUGUGCGAAGGGUAUAAUGGAUUACAUUAUGUUGAAUGGACCUGAUAGAGUUUACAACAACAUGACUUACAUCUCAGUGGAAAUCAGUCCUUCAUUGGCUGAGAUACAAAGAGAAACUGUUGGAGAAGUUCGUAGUCACUUGUCAAAGUUUAGAGUAGAAUGCCGUGAUGCCGCUGACAGGAGUGGAUGGGGAGAUGUGGAGCAACAACCAUGUUGGGUAAUAAUGCUUGAGGUGCUUGAUAAUCUUCCACAUGAUCUUCUCUAUUCAGAAAAUCAAGUUUCUCCUUGGAUGGAAGUAUGGGUUGAAAAGCAACGUGAUAGGGAAACACUCUCUGAGUUGUAUAAGCCAUUACAAGACUCCCUUAUUAGGCGGUGCAUUGAGAUUAUUGACUUGGACAAAAAUCCUAGCAAUCAAAGCAGUGCAAUAAAAAUGGCAAGAAGCAUUUGGUCUAAAGUUUUGCCCAAACCUCAAAGGUGUUGGCUACCAACUGGUUGCUUGAAACUACUAGAGGUUUUGCAUGAGGUGCUACCGAAGAUGUCUUUGAUUGCUUCAGACUUCAGUUACCUACCUGAUGUGAAGAUACCAGGUGAAAGAGCUCCAUUGGUUUCAACCAAGAAAGAUGGAAGCAGCUUGGACUAUGGCAGUUAUCUGGAUGCAAAGGGUGAUGCUGACAUAUUUUUCCCCACUGACUUUUGGCUUUUGGAAUCUAUGGACCAUUACUCUUCUGGAUGGUUGAAAUUGCACAAAGAUAAAUCAUCCAAGCAAGGGAAGAAGAGGCGAACUAUUACACUUGAUACAUCAUCAUUCAUGGAAGAGUUCGGCGUGCCGUCAAAGACAAGAACAAAGGACGGAUACAACCCACUUCUAGAUGACUUUAAGAAUACAAAAUUUUAUCUUAGCGUCCCAACACAUAACACUAAAUAGACGGUUGGCAUCAAAUCAAAUUCUUGAUAUCUGGCACCCACACCUCUAUUUCCAAGGAUGCUUUCUGGUUGAGAAUAUCCGGGGGUGCUUAGUCUUUGAAGAGAGGGAUAAAGCUUUAUGAAGCAAGAGUUCUGUUGGCAUCCAAGAAUUGAUUUGAUGGAGUACUCUUUUGUUACAUGUUUUAAUUCAAAGGGGUGUUUAUAAUUGGAUUGGAUAUGAUUGCACAAAUAAGGGCGCCGUGCAUUCAAAAUCGACACAGCCAAGCGGUGAAAGGUGCAGAGAGAUGUUGCUUUCCUUGUAUGAGAAUGAAUACCACUCAAGGGCACUUGCAAUGCAUGCGCAAGAUGAGAAGCAAGAUAUGCAGAGGUGGGCUUAAGCAUAAAAUAGAGGGCUCUGGUGGCUAGACCCUUUCAAACUUUGCUCUCAAGGUUACCAGCAUUUCAACUUUUCUUCAACCUUGUCAAUUAAUAAUAAGCAUACGUUCUUUUC
Messenger RNA from Corylus avellana, 1862 nucleotides. Its product is annotated as NADH dehydrogenase ubiquinone complex I, assembly factor-like protein (DUF185). The record is from RefSeq and is a predicted model, not a curated record. Gene Ontology annotation, molecular function: protein-arginine omega-N symmetric methyltransferase activity. Lineage: Eukaryota; Viridiplantae; Streptophyta; Magnoliopsida; Fagales; Betulaceae. Gene Ontology annotation, cellular component: mitochondrion.